Molecule: messenger RNA, 1260 nt
Organism: Pseudo-nitzschia multistriata
Lineage: Eukaryota; Bacillariophyta; Bacillariophyceae; Bacillariales; Bacillariaceae
Source: the annotation of a GenBank genome assembly
CAGUUCGUACUGUUCAGAUUUUUUGUUGGCGAACGACACAAAGCAUAAACAUCAAUGCUUCGAAAAAUAGUGCUGGCCACGCACGAAAAAAAUGUCGAGCGACGAAURACUCGUGACUCAAAAUCUAAGUAUUUACUACUAGGAAGUAGGCUGGAUCAUGGAUCACCAAUACCGUACCGUACGUACUCGUACUUAGUAUAGUACACAUCRUACGAUACGUACAUAUGGUUGGGUAUCGAACACAAGUCAGCUAAAGUUAAAGAACUUUUUUUUCUGAGGAGGUUGAAAGGUAAAAACUGCGUCAUUCACGAGUGAGAAUUCAGCUCCUCUCCCAAAAUUAGACAACUGACAUUGGACGGAGACGACGGAGACGACGGAGACAAAAGGCUGCUUUGGAUACCGAUCUGGGGUCGUUAUAGCAGUUUCCGAUAYUUGCUGCGAACCGCUCUCGUAAACAUUUCGAUGGCUGGGACUUUGUGCCUUCUGAUCACUGGGGACAAAAAACGGAGGUUUCUGUUUCUACAAAUCCACGAUGUUCCGAUUUCAGAAAUAGUUUGAUCCCCGCUUCCAUUCGAUGCCUGGAAGUGCGUGUCACUAGAAAGGCCUACUCUCUACGAUCCGCUAUCUGGAGGUCGUAAAAAMUCUUUUUGUCGUUGGCGCGGCAUUUGAUUUUUGUCUCCUCCUCGAUCGCACUCCCAGCGAUUUGCAAGAAUUSCAAGAUCUCCACAGUGACGACAUUGCGAAGGUUGCCGCAAAUGCGAAUGMCACCAAUGCGAUUGCAAGUACGACAAGAGAGUCCCAAGUUGUCUCGCUAUGGACUCGGCCAAUAUCGUUCCGAUGUUAUUGGUUAGAAAUUAGCCUAAGGCCCUUUAGUUGCCGCUGCGUGGCGACAAGGAGGAUAAGCACCGUCAUGCAUGAGUCUGUGCUUUACAUUCUCACGUAUCUCGUAUGGUGAAUGGGAGUCACAACACUCUCUGUGAUUCGAAGCAACGCAUUUGGUAUGCGAAUGAAAACUCUGAAAUAGAAGUCGAAACUAMAGGCGUCGGAUGGGUACGAAGAUAAGAAGAAGUUGUUGAAAAAGUUGACAAKUGUUAUGCAUCUUAGAUAUUAGAUCAGCUUCUGGAAUUCUUUCUGGUUUCGGAUAGCUUUCUACAACUUCGAAMGAUGGUACAAUAUGGAGUUAUUUAUCACAAAUAGUGGUACCACAAAUAGUGACAAAAGAAACAUUAGUUCCCAAACACAUAAACUUGACCAUUGAAU